AUGGUUACUCAUCAGCACAAAUCUUCAGAGAAAGAACCUUCAGGAACAAUCCAUCAUUUAAUGAAGUUACGAAGACAUGUUUGCAUGCCAGACAAAUCGUUUGGAACAAAUGCAUCACGACGUGAAGGCCACGCCCAGCACGAAUUGUGGCCCAUCCCCGCCCAAUGCUUUGUUACAACUGGUCAUCGGGCAGGGCGGGGAGUGCAUCUGUCAUCUUCCGUGGUGUUAUUCCGUUCUAUUUCAUUUGCAAGCUUGUUUGUUGCGAUUAAAAACGGGGAUUCGGGAAGUGUUCCAAGGUAG
This is a messenger RNA of Loa loa (African eye worm), 300 nucleotides long. RefSeq lists its product as hypothetical. The record is from RefSeq and is a predicted model, not a curated record. NCBI's taxonomy places the organism in Eukaryota, Metazoa, Nematoda, Chromadorea, Rhabditida, Onchocercidae. Bases 1 to 300 code for a protein of 99 amino acids. The transcript has 2 exons.